Messenger RNA from Daphnia pulicaria, 3176 nucleotides. RefSeq names its product phosphatidylinositol 3,4,5-trisphosphate 3-phosphatase and dual-specificity protein phosphatase PTEN-like. Gene Ontology annotation, cellular component: cytosol; nucleus; plasma membrane. The record is from RefSeq and is a predicted model, not a curated record. The coding region runs from base 381 to 2183 and encodes 600 amino acids. NCBI's taxonomy places the organism in Eukaryota, Metazoa, Arthropoda, Branchiopoda, Diplostraca, Daphniidae. Gene Ontology annotation, molecular function: protein tyrosine phosphatase activity; phosphatidylinositol-3,4,5-trisphosphate 3-phosphatase activity. Gene Ontology annotation, biological process: negative regulation of cell population proliferation; cell motility; regulation of phosphatidylinositol 3-kinase/protein kinase B signal transduction. The transcript has 10 exons.
AUCUCGUGUAUUAACACUACUUGUUCUUCAAGCUAACAAAGCAAGUCGAGGCAAAGCUGUUGUAUCGUAUCCGUUUGCUCUUUUUAAACUUUAUUUGGUUGGAAAUGACGAUAAUCUCUUGUGAAAGACGAGAGACAAAGCACCUGUCAAUUGUGUCAAACUAGUCGACUGUAGAUUGCUUUAAAGAAUUUUACAUGUCGUCAGUUGUUGUCAAGUGAGAGUUAAAAGGGGAGAAAAGUGCCGUCUGAAAGAAGAAAGUGCGUCGGUUUGUGCAAUUGUCCCUUGUUUGCCUUUUUCCAAUUUUAUGGGUGUGAUAUUGUUGACAAUUAAUUAAAAUAAUAAGUGAUGGUGAUUAUUGAUUUGUGAAACUCAUUAAAAGAAUGGCAAGCACUAUCAAAGGAUUGGUUAGUCGCAAGAAGAAGCGCUAUAAGGAAGAUGGAUUUAAUCUAGACUUGACUUAUAUAUUUGACAAUGUCAUUGCCAUGGGAUAUCCAGCUGCCAAGCUAGAAGGAGUCUAUCGAAAUCACAUUGAUGAUGUGUAUAAGUUUUUGGAAACAAAACAUAAAGAUCACUACAAGAUAUACAACUUGUGUUCAGAGCGUUCCUAUGACUACAGUAGAUUCAACAAUCGAGUUUCUUCCUUCCCAUUUGAUGAUCACAACCCUCCUAAACUGGGGUUGAUAGAGCCAUUCUGUAAGGACAUGGAUGAGUGGCUUAAUCAGGAUCAAUCAAAUGUUGCUGCUAUUCACUGCAAAGCUGGAAAAGGAAGAACCGGUUUAAUGAUAUGCUGUUAUAUACUACAUCGAGGAUGGGCCGAAAAUGCAGAUGACGCCCUUAAACACUAUGGGCAGACGAGAACUCACGAUACUAAAGGUGUCACCAUACCUAGCCAGAGACGCUAUGUUGAGUAUUACGAUCAAUUACUCAAAGAGGGCGGGUCGGGUUAUUCACUGUGCCCUCUCGAGUUGCGUGAAAUUCGCCUGCAGCCCAUUCCCAAUAUGAGUGGUGGUUGUGUUCCCGUUUUGACCAUAUUUGAAGCGGAAAGCCAACAAGAAUUGAACCCACCAAUUGAGCUGACCAAAGUCGGACGCGUGCUACGCAUUACCUUGAAAACACCGCUGAGCCUCAAGGGCGACGUGCGGGUGAUCCUCAAAAACAAACCCAACGUGAUAAUGCUGAAAGAGAAGAUGUUUCAUUUUUGGUUCAACACCUAUUUCGUCAAAGACCAAACUCACCCACCAUCACCGUCCCCAUCGUCUCGUCGAACUCUCAAUGAGAAAAAUGACCUUACAUCCAACGGAUUGGAUAGUACCGCUUCUAUGACUAAAGCUGAAGGAUUAGCUUUGAAAAAUCGAUUUAUAGGCUCAUUAAUUGAACGACCGGAACAUUCUGGGAGUUAUCCGACCAACCAUCUCAGCCCGAACCUUGUCUUGUUGUCUAGUUCAUCCAGGGCGUCAUCUUUGAAUUCAGUGUAUUCGGAAAACUCCUCUGCGCCUACCUCGGAGCUUAACCAAUGGCUCAGCGUAACGUUAAUGAAACGUGAGCUCGAUAAAGCUUGCAAAGAUAGUAACCAUAAAAUUUUCCCUUCGGAUUUUAAGACGACAUUGUACUUCACUCGUCCUGGACAGGUGCCUUUGAGCACCGUUGGAAGUUUACCGAAUAUGGAUUCCGCUGCCCGGGCUAGCCGCAGUAGCAUGGCUGUCAUGAAUUGCAGUCCUGCUAUCACUCGUUUCCCCUCUGCCACUUCUAAUGGUUCAAACCGACCCAAGACUAUUGCAACAAGUGGAAAUCCAGGGGUUAAAUUGAGUCCUCCUCAGAAUCUUGGCCUUCUUGGUCCGAUUUGUUGGAGGGCUAAUCCGACAACGAAGACUAACGUAGAGAUCAAUAAUACUGAAGGAGUUGGAGGACAUGACCAAUUACCUCGCCAUUCGGACUCUAGCCAGACUUGGAGUUCCGAAAAUGAUAGUUCAGACGUAGAAGGGUCAGAGCGAAACCAAUUCCAGAAGCCACCGAACCAGGAGCAAGAAGAAGGCGAGCAAGAUGAUACUUGCACCUCUUCGGAUCCUGUUGGUCGCUAUCGGUUACUCUCCUUUUCGGCUUGCACCUCUGGGGGUACUCAAGAAAUAGUUCGUCUGAGUCCAUCGUCUGUUGACCUUACGCUGAAAGGUUGGCCUUCCACCUGAAUAGCAGCAUGUUGAUUUGGUUCCCUUUUUUCUCCGUCUUCUAUCUCUUUGUUGGCACACUUCUGUAUUACUCUCCUGCCUUUUACGCCUUUUUUUGUCCCCUUCUCCAGACAGAAUCAAUCAGUUACUGCUGACGUUUUGCGAUUCUACCCGAUGUCGGCUUCUUUAGAGAAAACAGCACUUCCGAAAUAUGCGUAAAAAAAACUAAAUUUUGCAUUUUAAAGUUUGUACUCGGUUCGUUGCAAUUUUGCAGUUGGACGUGAGCGAUGGCUGUUGCGGGUUAUAGGUCACGUUUAUUGUUCCCUUGCGUAUCAUCUUUGUUUCUAUGGUUCUAGUUAUUUUAAUAGUUUCUUUUUCCUUUACAAAAUCGGAUCGGCUAAGGGUAUAGAGCAAUAUCAUCAUGCUCCUCUUCACAUUAUCUCUGAUCCCUCAUUAAUUUUCUCGUGUUACGCAACAAAUCCUCCCAGUUCUUGUUUAAUCUUUUUUUCAUUGUUGAAAUAAACAUGUGACCUGGAUCUCCCUUUAUAUAAGAGACACCAUGCAAAAAUUGGCGUCCGAAGUUCGACAUUUUUCCCACACUUCGUUAUUGAUUAGUUCCAUUGGUACUCUGUCGUCACUGCAUUUUCUUGUUAGAUUUGCACCCUUUUCCAUUCAAUUACAGUUUCUUAUUACAUGAAAUCUCUUUGAACUCCAAUCUUUAAACUUACCUACCUUUUUUUAUUUUUUGGCCAAGAAAUGAAAGAUCAAUUGAGCACUUAUUUAUCUUACAGGGGAAUCGACCUAUUUGUGACCUGGCGUGUGACAAACUGUUAAGAGAUUUCUCUUGAUUACAUUUAACUGACGAGAACCAUGUGCGUGUUUGUCUCAAAUAUCUCAUUUGUUUCUUUUUUGUUUGUUCGAUUGUUAGGUUGUUUGAUUGUUUCUUUUUUUUUUUGUUUUGUAUCGGAUUGGAAACGGUAUGACUGGACAAUAAUAUACUAUAACUGAAUAGUU